UGGAGACCGGGGCCGAGGCGCCGCGCCACAGCUUUAGUAGGCUGCGUGGCCUUGGCGAGUCGGCCUUGAUCUCUUCGGCCCUUUGUCAACGAGACUUACCGUACCUGCACUGUUUCAGGAGCAAGUUUUUGACCUUCUACAAUGGGUGAACCACAGCAAGUGAGUGCACUUCCACCACCUCCAAUGCAGUACAUCAAAGAAUAUACAGAUGAAAAUAUUCAGGAAGGUUUAGCCCCCAAGCCGCCCCCUCCAAUAAAAGACAGUUACAUGAUGUUUGGCAACCAGUUCCAAUGUGAUGAUCUUAUUAUCCGUCCUUUGGAAAGCCAGGGCAUUGAACGGCUUCAUCCUAUGCAGUUUGAUCACAAGAAAGAACUGAGAAAACUCAAUAUGUCCAUCCUUAUUAAUUUUUUAGACCUUUUAGAUAUAUUGAUAAGAAGCCCUGGGAGUAUAAAACGAGAAGAGAAAUUAGAAGAUCUUAAGCUGCUUUUUGUACAUGUGCAUCAUCUUAUAAAUGAAUACCGACCCCAUCAAGCGAGAGAGACCUUGAGAGUUAUGAUGGAGGUCCAGAAACGUCAACGACUUGAAACAGCUGAGAGGUUUCAGAAACACCUGGAAAGAGUAAUUGAGAUGAUUCAAAAUUGCUUGGCUUCUUUGCCUGAUGAUUUGCCCCAUUCUGAAGCAGGCUUGAGAGUGAAAACUGAACCAAUGGAUGCUGAUGAUAGUAACAAUUGCACUGGACAGAAUGAACAACAAAGGGAAAAUUCAGGUCAUAGGAGAGACCAGAUUAUAGAAAAAGAUGCUGCCUUAUGUGUCCUAAUUGAUGAAAUGAAUGAAAGACCAUGAACAAUAUUUCUUUUCCUUUUGGUAACUAGCAUCAUAUGUUAGUUUAUUUUCGUUUGGACUGUCUGAAAAGAGAUAUAACUAAAAAUGUAAGCAGAUUUUAUCUUGACUCUAAUUUUUUCAAUUCUGAAGUAUUUUAGUUAGCAAUAUCUAUAAAAAAUAGAGGUGAAUGAAUACUGUUAUAGUAAGAAUAAUCACUUUAAAAAGUACAGUGGGCCAAUCCUGUAGUAUAGCGCAGCACUUAAGUGCUGUACUUAGGGAGCCAGAUCCCACGUGGCUAACUGGUUCAAAUUCUACCCCCAGUGGUUUGAAAAAAAUGCUAGGUACAUAUGUGCACAUGCUUAAAAUCCUGAUGGGAUAGAGAAGUGGAAGGAAAGCAAUUGCUAUGAUCAUCCCUCAUUCGGGGGUGCUUCUCUCCACCCUUCCUCCAUUGAGCGCACACACUCUGGAAAUAAAAUAAAUGUGUUUACA
Messenger RNA from Tupaia belangeri chinensis (Chinese tree shrew), 1311 nucleotides. It is a transcript of the gene MED7, whose product is annotated as mediator complex subunit 7. Gene Ontology annotation, molecular function: transcription coregulator activity. NCBI's taxonomy places the organism in Eukaryota, Metazoa, Chordata, Mammalia, Scandentia, Tupaiidae. Gene Ontology annotation, cellular component: mediator complex. Gene Ontology annotation, biological process: regulation of transcription by RNA polymerase II. The transcript has 2 exons. The record is from RefSeq and is a predicted model, not a curated record. The coding region runs from base 142 to 843 and encodes 233 amino acids.